Molecule: messenger RNA, 1444 nt
Organism: Patiria miniata (bat star)
Lineage: Eukaryota; Metazoa; Echinodermata; Asteroidea; Valvatida; Asterinidae
Product: lipoyl synthase, mitochondrial-like
Exons: 10
Coding region: 18-1181 (387 amino acids)
Biological process (GO): lipoate biosynthetic process
Cellular component (GO): mitochondrion
Molecular function (GO): lipoate synthase activity; 4 iron, 4 sulfur cluster binding
Source: RefSeq, a predicted model, not a curated record
CUAUUAAUGAUGUAAAAAUGGCAGCCCACAGGCACUGUAUCAGGGUCAUUUCUUCGGGAUGUCGAUCGUCCAAUUUUGUCACUCCUCUCCGGCAAAGAUGGGCCUCGGUUUCAUCAGGCAGUCGUCACUACGCCUCGCUCAGCAAAGAACAAAAGGAGCGACUGGCACAGGGACCCAGCCUGGCCGACUUCAUCACAGAAGAUCUGCACACCGCAGAGGGCCCCCCUGAUGGCUACAGCGGCAAACUGGUCAAAGAAAAAGGCAUGAAGAGGUUACGGCUGCCACCGUGGUUGAAGACGGAAAUUCCAGUCGGGAAGAACUACAGCAAAAUCAAGGAGAGCCUGCGGGGACUGAACCUGACCACUGUUUGUGAGGAGGCGCGGUGUCCCAACAUUGGCGAGUGCUGGGGAGGAGGGGAACAUCAGACAGCGACGGCAACCAUCAUGCUUCUAGGAGACACAUGCACAAGAGGUUGCAGGUUCUGUUCAGUGAAGACGGCCCGCAAGCCGCCCCCUCCAGACCCCAACGAGCCUGCCAACACGGCCAAGGCCAUCGCUGAGUGGGGACUAGACUAUGUGGUGCUGACGUCUGUAGACAGAGAUGAUUUACCAGACGGAGGCUCCACCCACUUUGCAAAUACGGUCAUUGAACUCAAGAAGAGGAGCUCCAUAUUAGUGGAGUGUUUGACCCCAGACUUCAGGGGUGAUAUGGAAGCAGUGGAGAGGGUAGCGCUGUCGGGACUAGACGUCUACGCCCACAACAUUGAAACCGUGGAAAGACUUCAAAUUUUUGUUAGGGAUCCGCGUGCCAACUACCAGCAGUCCAUGGCGGUGCUGUCUCACGCCAAGAAGGUUCAUCCCGACGUCAUCACCAAAUCCUCCAUCAUGCUAGGGAUGGGGGAGACAGACGAUGAAGUCUUCCAAACAAUGAAAGAUCUGAGAGCAGUGGGCGUGGAGUGCGUCACACUCGGCCAGUACAUGCAGCCCACACGCAGGCAUCUCAAGGUGUCGGAGUACGUCACGCCGGCCAAGUUUGACUACUGGGAGAAAGUUGGCAACAAACUGGGCUUUGCCUACACGGCUAGCGGGCCCCUGGUCAGAUCGUCCUAUAAAGCAGGUGAAUUCUUCUUGAAGAACCUUCUAGAGAAGAGAAGAAACUCCAGUCAAACUGGGCCAAGCUAAUGUAGAUGUCAACAGCAAGACUUAUUUAGAUUCAGAGAUUUACUUGUGUAUUUAACAAACAGUUUACUGAUUUAUAAAUACUGGUGUAAGCAAAGACAAAGAACUUGAGCAGGAAUUGAACCUGCGACGUCUGGGACCCCAUACCAGUCAGUGUUGUAGUCGAGUCAAUCUCAAGUCCAUCACAAGUCCAUCACAUGUCCAUCACAUGUCCAUCACAAGUCCAUCACAUGUCCAUCACAUGUCCAUCACAUGUCCAUCACAUG